This is a messenger RNA of Ailuropoda melanoleuca (giant panda), 3122 nucleotides long. It is a transcript of the gene RIMS4, whose product is annotated as regulating synaptic membrane exocytosis 4. Gene Ontology annotation, molecular function: small GTPase binding; transmembrane transporter binding. Gene Ontology annotation, biological process: regulation of membrane potential; calcium ion-regulated exocytosis of neurotransmitter; positive regulation of synaptic transmission. Lineage: Eukaryota; Metazoa; Chordata; Mammalia; Carnivora; Ursidae. Gene Ontology annotation, cellular component: cytoskeleton of presynaptic active zone; presynaptic membrane. Bases 102 to 914 code for a protein of 270 amino acids. The record is from RefSeq and is a predicted model, not a curated record. The transcript is spliced from 6 exons.
CACGCCGCGCCGUACUCCGCGUCAAGAAUGGGGCGGCCAAGCUGCCCAAGCCGCCCGCCGCCGCCGCCGCUGCGGCGGAGGCGCCCGGCGCGGGCGCGGGCAUGGAGCGCUCGCAGAGCCGCCUCAGCCUGUCCGCCUCCUUCGAGGCGCUCGCCAUCUACUUCCCGUGCAUGAACUCCUUCGACGACGAGGACGCGGAAGGGGACAGCCGGAGGCUGAAGGGGGCCAUCCAGAGGAGCACGGAGACCGGCCUGGCGGUGGAGAUGCCCAGCCGGACACUGCGCCAGGCCAGCCACGAGUCCAUUGAGGACAGCAUGAAUAGCUACGGCUCAGAGGGCAACCUUAACUACGGGGGAGUUUGCCUGGCAUCAGACGCGCAGUUCAGUGACUUCCUGGGCAGCAUGGGGCCGGCGCAGUUUGUGGGCCGCCAGACCCUGGCCACCACGCCAAUGGGGGAUGUGGAGAUCGGCCUGCAGGAGCGGAAUGGCCAGCUCGAAGUGGACAUCAUCCAGGCUCGGGGACUGACGGCCAAGCCAGGCUCCAAGACACUGCCAGCGGCCUACAUUAAGGCCUACCUGCUGGAGAACGGCAUCUGCAUUGCCAAGAAGAAGACCAAAGUCGCUCGCAAAUCUCUGGACCCGCUGUAUAACCAGGUGCUGCUGUUUCCUGAGAGUCCCCAGGGCAAAGUCCUGCAGGUGAUCGUGUGGGGGAACUAUGGGCGGAUGGAGCGGAAGCAGUUCAUGGGUGUGGCCCGUGUGCUACUGGAGGAGCUGGACUUGACCACCCUGGCCGUGGGCUGGUACAAGCUCUUCCCCACCUCCUCCAUGGUGGACCCAGCUGCGGGCCCCCUGCUCCGGCAGGCGUCCCAGUUGUCCCUCGAGAGCACCGUGGGGCCCUGUGGUGAGCGAUCUUAGGGCCGGGGUUGGGGGGGCUCCCCGACAAGGCCUGGAGAACGCCCAGCCCCAACCUGGGACCCCAGGCCCAGGGGCACAUUGAACAGAGGAGGACGGGGUUCUCCCCCACAGCGGGGAAGCAGAACGGGGAAACCUGCCCCCCAGGGCCCCUCCUCACCCCCUCUUUGCCUCCUACCCCCUAAGACCUUCCCUCUCCCAAUGGGAUUGGCUGCACUUUUGGCUUGGCCAGUUCUUGACCUGGUGGAUGUGGCUGCAAUCCGGAGAAAGGAAAGACUGAGGUGGCAGAGCAAACCAUCCUCCUGUCCCAGACACUGUCCGACUGCUCCCCCUUUUUGCCUCCUCGGAAGCUCGCUGUCCGGAGCCAAGUCCAGAACCCAGCGGCCAUCUCCAUGGUGCCAAUUACCAGCAAGUGUCUUUCCUGCGGCACCGGGUUCAGGCAGCUACUCCUGCCCCAAAGCCGAUGGGGCAGCUUUGCAAGGAUCCGGAGCUAGCUCCGGGGGGCCCAAAGCCUCCCACUUGAAGAGGAGCUCGGCCUCCCUCCUCCUGCCCGUGGAAGGAGUUUUGCCGCAGCCUGUCUGAGUCCAUCUGUCUGUCCCUUCCUGCCUGCCCCUCUUCCGGUGGCUCUAGGAAUUGGGGUCCAGCAGGGACCAAAGGAAAGGAGGUGGUACCCUGGGCCUGGCACAGACUCCCAGGGUGCCUUGCUCCGUGGGAUUGCAACAAGCUGGUUUGGAACGGUGGACUGGAAAGAACUGGGUCAUCUGCGUUUUGGUGGAGGAGCUGCGGGACCCUGAUUUUUGAGAACCCCAAGUCCAGAGAGCUCACCAUCUCUGAAUUUUGGGGGGAUGCUGGACUGGAGAGGGAGUCUGAGCAAAGUGGGGAUUGGGACUGGUGGUGCCAAGGCAAGGGUUUCUCAAAUAGGAGAAUCCCUCCUCGUUGGAUGAGGUCAAAGGUCUUCUUGUCUACCCCUCUGCCUCCAGGCUAGGGGUCUGGGGAGGCAACAGAGCUUCCCUAUUUUAGUCUUUUUAAACAAACCAUCCUGUACUAAGGGCAGAACCCACUGCCCCGGCCUCAACUACCUUGGCUCAUGAGUGUAAGAAUCGGGAGAUUCCUUCUCAAGCAGGCCUGGGUAGCUGCCUUCCUGGCCCGGCCCUCCCCGAGGCCUACGGAAGCCCUUUUGCAUGCUGGGAGGACACAGGCUGGCCCCUCUUUAUAGAAGCACAUUUCUGCCACCUCCCCCUGGGAGGCACCCAGCAGCCCACCACCCCUCAUUACCCAGUCCCUGCUGUGUAGGGCGUAGUCCGGGUUAGCUGGGUAGAGUUAGUGUUCCAGGCCCUGGGGCCUGUUCUUAGCUUGCAUAUAGUCCUUACAGAGUACCAGGACAGGGGUGGAGAGGAGACAGAAGUCUCCUCACUGCUCUGGGUCUGGGCCUGGAGCCUGGGUCAUGCCCUUCUUCCCCUGCUCUCCCCCCCACCCCCAGGAUUGUAGCUGGAGCUGCCCCUUAUACUCAGAAGUUCUGAUGUAUUAUCCUUGGUACUGGUUUUAUCUGUGAAGCACUCCUGAGGGUUGUGGGCCUCGGUGGAGAGGCCUGGGCUCCAUCGGACAACGUCAUCCUCCACCGGGAUGCCCAGCUGUGUCCAGUCCCGCCUUGUCCUUGGCCUCACUCUAGGCUCUUGACCAGGCCAUUUCUUCCACCUGAAACCCCUUCCCUCCUCCCCCCGCCCUCCCCUCCUCUCCGCCCAUUUAAGCCCUGGGGAGCCUUGAACGUUCUGGAUGAGUUGUAUCGCCUCCAUGGAGCUUCCCAUGCUGCACUGGGAAGGGGAGACGGAGAUGCCCCUUUCUUUUAUCGAUGAGCUCUCCCGAGCUUCCUGGGAUUGUGCUGGGUGGAAUCCCAAGGCUGGGGCAGGAGGCAGCAGGGCUCCGGAUGGCCUCCAGUCUGAGGCCCAGAAUCAGCCCCUUCCCUGUUUGUUUUUUUAACCAGUGUGAUUUCUCUGCUGUUCGUUUAUUACUCACCAUUUGGAAUAUUUUGAGCCAGGAGAGCGCCUUCUCUCUCCAGCCGUCACUGCUCUGGUUGUUCAGGGGUAGCUUUUCAAAGACGGGGCAGAGCCUGGCUGUCCCAAACAGAGGGAGAGAGGGCUUGGUGCCCCCCCGCCCAACCCUACCCUCUGGUGUCUGCACAGCCUUUAUAAAGAGAGAGAGAGCGCUCCAAAG